AUUAUUUUUUUAUCCUUGGGAACUUUAAUUUUUAUAAUCAGAUUUAUUUCUAAACGAAAGCAUCUGUUGGCCACACUUUUAAGAUUAGAAGGUUUAAUACUAAUAUUGUUUGGUGUAGUUUAUUGUGUAUCUACCUUCUACUUUAGCUUCUUAAAUUUUGUUUUGGUGUUUUUGACAUUGACAGCUUGCGAAGGUGCCCUAGGUUUAAGCUUGCUCGUAGUAAUUGUUCGGACCCACGGAAGUGACCACUUUAACUCUUUAAAUUUUCUUCAGUGCUAA
Molecule: messenger RNA, 279 nt
Organism: Daphnia carinata
Lineage: Eukaryota; Metazoa; Arthropoda; Branchiopoda; Diplostraca; Daphniidae
Source: the annotation of a RefSeq genome assembly